UUCCUCGGGGCAUUGUCCAUCAGCACACUUUCUACAACACUUAUUACUAACUAUCAAACAUGCAAAUAUUCACGAAUAUCACGUCUUUGAUUGCUGCUGUCGGCGCCGUCGUCGGCCACGAUGUAAUCGACGAACAAGCAGGCCUCAGCGAGUAUCAGACUGACAUGCUUAACUACCACAAUGUGCACCGCUGGAACCACACUUCGGAAUCUCUCUCCUGGAGCCCGAAACUUGAAGCUGCAGCCAAGAGGACUGCUCAUAUCUGCAAGCUCAAGCACGAUCGCGCAGGCCAAAACCUCGCCGGGGCCAUGAGAAGAGACGACGUAGGCCCGACUGUUUCUAACAUGUGGUACAACAACGAGUUCAGCAACUAUGACAGAUCCCCGAACGCAGCCAGCGAGCCGACGAAGCCAGGCAAAGUGUCGGGUCAUUUCACGCAGGUGGUGUGGAGUGGGUCUGAGAGGCUGGGCUGCUAUACUGCAGAUUGCAGGAAAACUCCUUUUGGGUUUUUCUUGACGGUUUGUAAUUACGAGCCUGUUGGGAAUGUUAGAGGGCAGUAUAAGAAGAACGUGCACAAGGCGAUUGGAUAUCCGGUGCUGAGACCGUAA
This is a messenger RNA of Pseudovirgaria hyperparasitica, 608 nucleotides long. RefSeq names its product PR-1-like protein. The record is from RefSeq and is a predicted model, not a curated record. Gene Ontology annotation, cellular component: extracellular region. Bases 60 to 608 code for a protein of 182 amino acids. The transcript is spliced from 3 exons. Lineage: Eukaryota; Fungi; Ascomycota; Dothideomycetes; Acrospermales; Acrospermaceae.